AGGACGCACAUGCACUACAGCGUACGCCGGCCGAAACAACAAGGAAAAAGAGGGCAGUACCACACAACAUCAUGCAGAGCAUGAGGGACUGGUUUACGGAGGCGACGUCGGCCGUCGCCUCGUUAUCUUCCUCCUCUUCUUGUCCCUCUCGUAAUCAACGUUUCAAUGGGCAUGCCGAUGACGCAGUAGACACCCGCACGGCAUCAUGCAUCUCCUUGCUCGUACUGGCAGGUAGCUGCGGCGUGCUGGUUGGCUAUCGCGGACGUGGCUGGUGCGCGCGCCAGCAAAGCACUUUGUACACGCGACGUGAGGGUCGUUGCCGCAACGCGCUGUGGCUCCUGCCCGCCCCGUCUCUCAGCCCCGCCGUGUCCGCACGGAAUUGGGCUGCUGCUUGUGUGGGCCAACGGUGGGUGCCGCGCUGGGCCUGGUCGCCGCCGCUGCUUCGGCAAUGGGCAGUCACGUACCCCGCCGACAGCGCGGAAAGCAAGGCGGCGGAGCAGGCGCAGAUAGAUGCAGUUCGAUGGGGUACACACAUGUUGGGUCGUCUGCACGGUCCUCACCACCCCGUCUCCACCUCGGAGACUCGUGCUCCGCCCGUCAGCAGGAGGGACGCACAACGGGCUUCAUCAACGAGUCUGGUGUCUGCACGCUGCACCCGCCUCUUCGCGUCAUCCUUCGCUUCCCUCGCGUGGGCAGCAUCGCGCCCUUUGCAGUGGGAGCCGUUGCCGACCUACACGGUAGAUGUGUUUUGCGUAGCAGGCAACACGUCGUCAACGGCGAUGCCGUCCGCCGCCAUACCGUCCUUACUCAGUGCGCCCCUGCAGGUGUUGCAGCGGCACUCCUUCGCCCUUCUCUACGACCCCAUCACGCGCCUCUCGCUGUGGUGUGGGUACCACUUAACCAGCAGCGGAGCCGAGCGAGCACGACGGCAGCGGCGCUGCCUCACCGUGUACGCCGAUCGCACGUUGCCGAGGUCGGCGCGGCGGGUGCCGGCGGAGGUGCGGCGGCGCGGCUACGACCGCGGCCACCUCGCCCCGCACGCCUCCGUCGCGUGGUCUGCGCAGAGUGCGUUGGAGGCGACGUUACUCACGAACAUACUCCUGCAGCGCACAGAGCUGAAUCGUGGGGUGUGGCGGUGGUUGGAGGCGGCCACGCGGGCAUACGUGCGGCUCCCGUACAGCUACGGUACCUCGGCAGGGCCGGCGAACGACUCCGUCAAAGUGGUACACGCGCGCAAAGAUGGCCUGCUGCUGGCUCGCGUGCUGGCUCAGCACACACCGUUUGCGUCGGUGGAGGGCACGCAGCGGGUGGUGCGACGAUCACGUCAGUGGUGUGGCGCGGGGUGUGGGGUAGAUGGGGAAGAGGGCCGCCACCUGUGCGUGAACGUGGGUCCGCUGUACUGCGCCUCGCCUGCCUUCGCUGCUCGCAUGUGCGUUCGCCAGCACCGCAUUGGGGAGGAGAAGGAGGAGGACGAAGAAGACCGCACGUGCGCACGGCGCGUGCACGGCGCCGCGCACCGCACAAGAACGCGUCGACAGCGGCGGUCUCUCCGGCAGCUCUCAGCAAACCUGCGUCGAACGGAAAAGAGAAGUAGUGGUGGUGGUCGGGAGGAGCGCAACGCAGCAGCAGCGGCGGCAACGACACCCCCCACGAAAAGCGCCCCCUCCAUUCCGGAUGCCUUCUUUCUUUCCCUGUGGGAUGCGCAGACGCACCACCACGUUCAUCUGGUGCUCCCCAACACACCAGAGUCGCCGGAGAUGCGCGCGUUGACGCAGGCUCUGACCCCUGCCGCGCGACAGGGCCCACCGCAACAACGAAAACAGCAGCAACUCUCUCCGUGCCGUCGGCAGCGGCAACAGCCUCACACCCAUGCGUGGAGGAGGAGGAUGAGAACGACAGGUGUGCCCUCCGUGGCACCGGCAGCGGACAAUGACACGGCCGUUGAGGCAGCUCUCGCUGCCGUCGCUGUUCCAACGGAGCGUCUCGAAGAACUCCUGGCGGAGUCGCUGGUGGAGGUGCGCAGGCGCUGGGCCGCGUCUCAGCCCGGAAUUCAGCUGUCCGACCCUGCGAGCGCGGCCGCUGGGCCGAGGGAGGACGCAGCGGGCACCCAGUUGUCAGCAAAAGUGUGGCUUUCUCCCCCCGCCUUAGCCCUGCGCAGCCCCCUUCGCCUCUUUCCGGUGUAUCAUGAACGAUGGGUGUGGCACACACGGUGGCAUCGUCUUGCCCACUGUGUGUCUUCAAAGCUGCUCACGUUUAAAAGGAAGAGCGAGCGGGUCUCAGUGUGGCAGUAA
Leptomonas pyrrhocoris is the source of this 2291-nucleotide messenger RNA. Its product is annotated as DNA/RNA non-specific endonuclease-like protein. Gene Ontology annotation, molecular function: nucleic acid binding; single-stranded DNA endonuclease activity; metal ion binding. Bases 780 to 2291 code for a protein of 503 amino acids. NCBI's taxonomy places the organism in Eukaryota, Euglenozoa, Kinetoplastea, Trypanosomatida, Trypanosomatidae. The record is from RefSeq and is a predicted model, not a curated record. Gene Ontology annotation, cellular component: mitochondrial inner membrane; nucleus. The transcript has a single exon. Gene Ontology annotation, biological process: apoptotic DNA fragmentation.